AUGAAGCGCAGCCUGAGGAAGAUGCUACGCCCUGGGGAGAAGGAGCCCCAGGACGUAGUCUAUCAGGGCGUGGAGGACGACAUGGACGAAUCCAAGGACUCCUUUAAGGUGGUUUUUGAAGGAAAUGCACAUAGAUUACAAAACUUUAUCAAGAACCGAAGGAAAUUAAGCAAAUAUGAUGAUACCAAUGCUUCACCUUUGCAUCAUGCAGCAGCAGAAGGUCAAGUGGAACUGAUGAAGACGAUCAUCAGUGGCUCUUCUUGUGCAGUGUUGAAUGUAAUGGACGAUUAUGGAAACACCCCUUUGCACUGGGCUACAGAAAAAAACCAGGUUGAAAGUGUUAAGUUUCUUCUCAGCCACGGAGCAAACCCAAACCUCCGAAAUGGCAACAUGAUGGCGCCCCUUCACAUAGCYGCUCAGGGCAUGUACAACGAGAUCAUAAAGGUCUUGACUGRGCACAGAAGUACUAAUAUUAAUUUAGAAGGAGAAAAUGGAAACACAGCAUUAUUAACCACAUGCGCCAAGGAUAAUAGUGAAGCACUGCAAAUUUUGUUAAAUAAAGGAGCUAAGAUAUGUAAAUCCAAUAAAUGGGGAGAUUUCCCUGUUCACCAAGCUGCAUUUUCUGGUGCCAAAAAAUGCAUGGAAAUAAUAUUAAAGCAUGGUGAAGAACAUGGAUACAGUCGACAGAGUCACAUUAACUUUGUGAAUAAUAAGAAAGUCAGCCCGCUCCACUUGGCGGUUCAAAGUGGAGACUUGGAAAUGAUUAAAAUGUGCCUGGACAAUGGUGCACACAUAGAACUGGUGGAGAAUGGGAAGUGCAUGGCCCUUCAUUUUGCUGCAACCCAAGGAGCCACUGAAAUUGUUAAAUUGAUGAUAUCAUCUUAUUCUGGUGACAGCAAUAUUGUUAAUGCUCUUGAUGGAAAUCGUGAGACCCUGCUUCACAGAGCCUCAUUAUUUGAUCACCAUGAACUAGCAGAGUACUUAAUUUCAGCGGGAGCAGAUAUCAAUAGCACUGAUUCUGAAGGACGCUCUCCACUUAUACUAGCAACUGCUUCUGCAUCUUGGAAUAUUGUGAAUUUGCUGCUCUCUAAAGGUGCUAGAGUAGACAUAAAGGAUCAUCUUGGACGUAAUUUUUUACAUUUGACUGUUCAGCAACCUUAUGGAUUAAAAAAUUUGCAACCUGAGUUUAUGCAGAUGCAACAUAUCAAGGAGCUGGUCAUGGAUGAAGACAAUGAUGGGUGUACUCCUCUACAUUAUGCAUGUAGACAGGGGGUCCCUGUCUCUGUGAAUAACUUGCUUGGUUUCAACGUAUCCAUUUAUUCCAAAAGCAAAGAUAAAAAGUCACCCCUGCAUUUUGCAGCCAGUUAUGGGCGUAUCAACACCUGUCAGAGGCUCCUACAGGACAUAAGCGACACGAGGCUCUUGAAUGAAGGUGACCUUCACGGAAUGACCCCUCUCCACCUGGCAGCAAAAAAUGGACAUGAUAAAGUGGUUCAACUUCUUCUGAAAAAAGGUGCAUUAUUUCUCAGUGACCACAAUGGCUGGACGGCUUUGCAUCAUGCUUCCAUGGGUGGGUACACUCAGACCAUGAAGGUCAUUCUCGAUACCAAUUUGAAGUGUACAGACCGGCUAGAUGAAGAAGGGAACACUGCGCUGCACUUUGCCGCCCGCGAGGGGCAUGCCAAGGCGGUGGCACUGCUUCUGAGCCACGAUGCGGAAAUCAUCCUGAACAAGCAGCAGGCCUCCUUUCUGCACAUUGCGCUUCACAAUAAGAGGAAGGAGGUGGUGCUCACGACCAUCAGGAGCAAAAGGUGGGAUGAAUGUCUUCAGGUUUUUACUCAUCAUUCUCCAAGCAAUAGAUGUCCAACCAUGGAAAUGGUAGAAUACCUCCCUGAAUGCAUGAAAUUUCUUUUAGAUUUCUGUAUGAUACCUUCCACAGAAGAUAAGUCUUGCCGAGACUACCAUAUUGAGUACAAUUUCAGAUAUCUUCAGUGUCCAUUGGAAUUAACCAAACACACAACACCAAUACAGGGUGUUAUAUAUGAGCCUCUUUCAGUCCUCAAUGUCAUGGUUCAACAUAACCGCAUAGAGCUUCUCAAUCAUCCUGUGUGUAAAGAAUAUUUACUCAUGAAAUGGUGUGCCUAUGGAUUUAGAGCCCAUAUGAUGAACCUCGGAUCUUACUGUCUUGGACUCAUACCUAUGACCUUUCUUGUUGUAAAUGUAAAGCCAGGAAUGGCUUUCAACUCAACUGGAAUCAUCAAUGAAACCAGUGACCAUUUGGAAAUAUUAGACUCUACGAACUCAUAUGCUAUACAAGUUUGUAUGAUUUUAGUUUUUUUAUCAAGUAUAUUUGGAUAUUGCAAAGAAGUGGUUCAGAUUUUCCAACAGAAAAGGAAUUACUUUUUGGAUUAUAACAAUGCCUUGGAAUGGCUUAUCUACACAACGAGCAUCAUUUUCGUGCUGCCCUUAUUUGUUAAUGUGCCGGCGAAUGUGCAGUGGCAAUGUGGAGCAGUUGCGAUAUACCUCUAUUGGAUGAACUUCUUAUUGUAUCUUCAAAGAUUUGAAAAUUGUGGAAUUUUCAUUGUUAUGUUGGAAGUAAUUUUGAAAACUUUGCUGAGGUCUACAGUCGUAUUUGUCUUCUUGCUUUUGGCAUUUGGACUCAGCUUUUAUGUCCUUCUGAAUAUACAGGAUGCCUUCAGCUCUCCGUUACUUUCCAUAAUCCAGACCUUCAGCAUGAUGCUAGGAGAUAUCAAUUACCGAGAUGCCUUCCUAGAACCAUUUUUGAGGAAUGAAUUGGCAUAUCCAUUUCUGUCCUUUGCCCAACUUAUUGUCUUCACAAUGUUUGUCCCAAUUGUCCUCAUGAAUUUACUUAUCGGUUUGGCAGUGGGGGACAUUGCUGAGGUACAGAAACACGCAUCAUUGAAGAGGAUCGCUAUGCAGGUGGAACUUCACACCAGCUUAGAGAAAAAGCUACCACUCUGGUUCUUACGCAAAGUAGAUCAGAAGUCCACCAUUGUGUAUCCCAACAGGCCCAGAGGUGGGAAGAUAUUGCGUUUAUUUCAUUACCUUUUUGGUAGCCACGAAAUAAGACAAGAAAUAUCAAAUACUGAUACAUGUUUAGAAAUAGAAAUGUUGAAACAGAAAUACCGGCUGAAGGACCUCACUUCUCUCUUGGAGAAGCAGCAUGAGCUCAUCAAACUCAUCAUUCAGAAGAUGGAGAUCAUCUCGGAGACCGAAGAUGAGGAUAACCACUGCUCUUUUCAAGACAAGUUCAAAAAAGAGCGGUUGGAACUCAUGAGUAGCAGAUGGAAUUCCGUGUUGAGAGCAGUCAAGACAAAGACACAGUGCCUGGAGCCCAGACCCUGA
Molecule: messenger RNA, 3366 nt
Organism: Urocitellus parryii (Arctic ground squirrel)
Lineage: Eukaryota; Metazoa; Chordata; Mammalia; Rodentia; Sciuridae
Gene: Trpa1
Product: transient receptor potential cation channel subfamily A member 1
Biological process (GO): monoatomic ion transmembrane transport
Cellular component (GO): membrane; transmembrane transporter complex
Molecular function (GO): monoatomic ion channel activity; protein binding
Source: RefSeq, a predicted model, not a curated record